UUCUUGUUUUCGCUUUUCGGUCAGAUCGAACAUCAGUCGUGCGUGCCUGCCGUAAUUCCAAUAGAAAGAAAUCGCAACAUUUAUUACAGAAAACAUGGCCUCUAUAUUGAGAACCGGCAAAUUCCUGCGAUAUUUUGCGGGCUUCACGCGAAAUGUGGUUGUGAAUACGGUGCGUGAGCCCGAAAGCGGUUCCCUGUUGCAAAACACCUCAUGCAUGUGCACACAAUUCCAUAAUGGCUUUGCCAAUGGUGCUGCUGCACCCAAAGCCGAUCUUAGUUUGGAUAAGCAGAUCAAGCGUAUUGACAAUGAUGUACGACGCAUGGGUCGAAUAUCGCGUCGCGACAUUGAAGAUGUUAUGGAGGAGAUACGCCUACAACGUUCCGCUACUAGUUCUCAGUCUUUGUUGGUGAUUAGAUGUUGCGGCAAUCUGGUGCCAGAAGAAAUGCCUGAAGUUCGCACAGCAUUGGUGCAGGAAAUAUGGAAAACAUUGAAUACCUUAAAUGUUCCCAUGGAUAUAUCACACUACAAUGCCCUGCUACGAGUGUAUUUGGAAAAUGAACAUCAGUUUUCACCCACCGAUUUUCUGGCCGAAAUCGAAUCCAAGUCCAUAGAGCCAAAUCGUGUGACAUAUCAGCGUCUAAUUGCACGUUAUUGUCAGCAGGGUGACAUUGAUGGAGCCACAAGAAUUUUGGAGUACAUGAGAGCUAAGAAUUUAUCUGUGAACGAGGCUGUAUUCAAUUCCUUGAUUUUGGGACAUUCUCAGGCUGGUGAUAUGGAAUCUGCCAAAGGCAUUUUGACUGUUAUGAAACAAGCCGGCUUAGAACCCAGCGCAGAAACUUUUACCACUCUUCUGUGUUGUUAUGGCAAACAUGGUGAUAUGGACAGCAUUAAUGCAACUCUAGCGGAGUGUGAGAAAAAUGAAAUACUUUUGCUCGACAAAGACAUACUGGACAUUAUCUAUAACCUAACUGUCAAUGGCCAUGGUGACAAAAUUGAUGGACUUUUGAGCAAAUUCCAUUUCUCGACUGGCUUCAAUCAGGAUUGUGUCAACACAAUUUUAAGAUUAACCAAUAAUGGCUAUGAAGAUGUUUGUCUCAAGUUGUUGCGCAUAAUGCCUCGAGGUAAUCGUCCCGAUGGCCAACCUGUUGAUGUGGGAGUCUUCUUUAUACGCCAACUGGUAAAGGCAAAUCGACCAGUGGAGAAAAUUUUAUCCAUAUGCAAAACUUUGCAAGAUGAAGGUUUGAAUGGCAAAGCCCUUUUAACAGCUACCGAAGCAGGCCUUACUCAAGGUUUGGUUAACAGCACCUUGCCUUUGUUGACUGAAAUGAAGAAUGCUGGCCUGCCUAUAAGACAACACUACUUCUGGCCCCUCAUCUGUUCCGUGGAGUCCAAUCAAAUUGUGGGCAUACUACGCAAAAUGCAAGAAGAAUUCCAUAUGACCCCCAAUGCCGAAACCCUAAGAGACUAUGUUAUUCCACAUCUCAAGGAGAAAAACAUGGAUAAAAUCAUCACACUGCUGCGAGAUGUUGGUGUGGCAAAUGGCACAGCCGCAGCGGCUGCUUGUUGUGUUGCCUUAAACAACAAUCAAAUAAAGGAGGCAGCUGCGAUCAUGGAAAACUACAAUGCCAUUUAUAAUAUACAAACUUUCCGCCAACCUUUGGUGCAAGCUUUUGGCAAGGUGCAAAACUAUGAGGCAUUUGUAAAAUGUGUGCGUCAAUUAUAUGAAAGUGAACAGAAGAAAGCUGCAUCAGCAAAUGCAGCCACAAAGUCCGAACAAGCAAAUGAACAGCAAGCAGAAACCGCGGAGGCAACUGAAGCAGCUGAAGAAGCAGAAACGGUGUCCAACAACAAAGACGCCAGGGAUAUUGUGGGCGAUUUAAUUAUCGACGUAGCCUCAUAUUUCCGCACAGAUCGCAUCAAUGUCUUGGAAAGACUUCUACCCAAAUUGGUACAACAAGGUUUUACCAUCAGCAAUCAAAAUGCCGAAAAACUUUCCGAUAAACUUGGCUCAGAAAUGACACCAAAAAUAUCCGAAUUUUUGGGUAAAUUAUCAUCUGGCGAAUUGGAAUUGGUGCCCUUAAAGAAUUCUCCCAAAAAACGUAGUCUUGACUCUCUGACAGUGGAUGAGCUAGAGCGUUUUAUUGCCAAUGUUGAGGCCAAGGGUGAAAAUGCCAAUCAUUUGAAACGUCAACUACUCAAUGCCUGCUUCCGUGCAAAAAAUAUUGAGAAAACUUCGGAGGUCAUGGAGCGCCUGGAAAACGCGAAAUUUGCCGUUGGCUCUGGCGUCUAUGCUCAAUUAAUUGAUUUAUACAAUCACCAUGGACGUGUGUCAGAGGCCAUAGGCACCUUUGAAAAAAUCAAAACCAAGGAUCCCGAAUUCCGCUUGGACAAUUUGAAAUCAAUUAGCAUUGUAGAGGGUUUGCUGAAAGAGGAACGCUUCGAGGAGGCCCUCAAGUUCUUGGAGGAAAACAAAAAGCCUCAAGUUAUGGGAGAGGGAGAGAAUAACUACAAUAAUGCCUCAAAAGUUUGGCGCAUUUUGAAUGCUUUGGCUGAGCAGGGUAAUGCGGAAAAAUUGAAAAAAUUAUUCGAUGCCUUUGUGCAGGGUAACUUUAUUUUGCCCACAAAUGUUAUACUGGGACCUUUGAUUAAGGUACAUUUGGUAAAUGACAACAUACCCAAGGCCAUAGAAGCCUUUGAGAAAAUCUGUGAAGAAUACAAAUCAACACCCUGGAAAAAUGAAUUGGCCCGAAGACUGAUACAAGCCGAAGAUGCAGCCAAUUUGCAAAGGGUUACCGAUCUAAGCACCAACAUACAUGGCGAAAUAAACAGUCUUUAUGAUCUGGUGUUCUCCUUUGUCGAGUGUGGACGUGUCAGACAGGCCCGCAAGAUAUUGGAAACACCCGGCUUGCGCACCCGUCCCCAUCGCAUUGAUAGCGCCUGUGACCGUUACCGCAGUGAGGGCAUGGUGGAGCCCUUAGAGGGUUUGGUGGAGGCCACACGUGACCUAAGUCACAUAGAUCGCAACAAAAUUUAUUACAGCUUGCUGUUGAGUUAUUGCAAAACUGAAGACACCGAUAAGGCUUUGGGUUUGUGGACUAAAAUGCAAGAGGAAAACAUUACACCCAACGAUGAGUUCCUUAACAAAUUGGCUGAAUUGUUAGAGUCAAAGAACCUGCCAGUGCCAUUUGUAGUGGAGACAAAGCAAGCGGCGCGUAAAAACAAAAUUGCUGCCGUGGCCAAGGCUGCUGAGGCGUCUGUAAAGAAACCUGCAACACCUGCUGCAACUACAGCAGACACAAAACCCCCUAAACCCUCAGCGCCAACUGCUGAGUCUAAAGCUCCCUCUUCACUUUCAGUUUUCCGCAAAGCUUUGAAAAAUAACGAUUUGGAUGCAGCGCUGGAAGCCCGCAAUCAAAUGAAACCCUUCGAACAGCCUUCCAUAUUGGACAAUUCUCAUUUAAUUGAAUUGCUGGUAAGAGCUGGCCGCUUGAGUGAAGCUACCAAAUAUGUCAACGAACUGUUGGCCGCAAAACUAUAUCCCAUGCCCAAAGUUUUCAAAUUCUACUUGAAUCGCAUCGCAAACAGUGGCGACUUGGAGACCAUGCAAAGCAUAGGCCAACAGUUGAGCGAAGAGCAGAAGCGUAUCGUUUCAUUUGAUAACCGCUAUUGUCAUGCCAAUAUUGUGGCUGGCAAGGGGGAGCAAUAUUUCAAGAAGCUAAGUGAUGAUAUUGCUGCAGCCAAAACCGAAGAAGAAGUUAACAAAUUGGCCGAAACAUUCCCCAGAGGAGGAGCCUUAGGAAUUUUAGACAAACAUCCUGAAAUGGUGGAACAAUUCCAAAAAUUGGCCGAAGACUAUGCCAAACACAACCAAUUGGGACCCAUGAAUAUCCUAUGGAUUCAUCAUGUUUCCAAGGGCAACGAUGCUUUAUCCAAAUCUAUUUGGGACAAGUAUUUAUCCAGUGCGCCACGUCUUAUGUUCCAACGUGUCUUGCAGACAGCCCGUGAUCAAAACGAUGACAAAAUGGCCCAGAAUGUCAUUAGCCAAUUGCGUGAAUCCAAAAUCUCCGAAGGAGCCAUUGGCAAUGCCUACUCCUGCCUCAUCGAUAUUCAAACCUCAAAAGGCAAUUCGGAAAAAGCUUUGGAGACCCUUAAGACCGCCGUGAAAGAUGUCAGCUUGGAGCACAUAAAUCGCACCGCUCUGCAACGACUGAAAACCGCCUUAGAAAGUGAACAGAAGCAAUUCCCCUAUACCAUACCUGACAAGAAGGUGGGCGGUAAAUCGAUUUCUUCUUCAUCCUCUUCGUCAAGUAGUGACGAUGAUGUUACGCCCAAACGACCCGAAACUAGACCGACUAAACCAUCUCAAAAGGAUGCUUAAUUGCUUUAAUUAUUCUCUUUUUUUAAUUUAGUUUUAAUUUAUACCUCUUACGUUCGUAUUAAAUGUAUUCUUUAUUCAUUAUCACAAUAUGAAACCAUGAUAACUAUUAAGAAUUGUUUUCUGUUAUUGAAAAAGAUUAUAAAUAAUAAUAAUAAUUAACUUCAACGUGA
This is a messenger RNA of Stomoxys calcitrans (stable fly), 4548 nucleotides long. RefSeq names its product leucine-rich PPR motif-containing protein, mitochondrial (gene bsf). The coding region runs from base 95 to 4378 and encodes 1427 amino acids. The record is from RefSeq and is a predicted model, not a curated record. Gene Ontology annotation, molecular function: protein binding. The transcript is spliced from 6 exons. NCBI's taxonomy places the organism in Eukaryota, Metazoa, Arthropoda, Insecta, Diptera, Muscidae.